Messenger RNA from Mesorhabditis belari, 729 nucleotides. The record is from the annotation of a GenBank genome assembly. Lineage: Eukaryota; Metazoa; Nematoda; Chromadorea; Rhabditida; Rhabditidae.
AUGAGGGUAUUCGAAUCGCUCAACUGCAUUGUUUGCAAGGAACCGUUUGCUCGAGUUGCCAAUCAGCCUCGAUCUCCACGUCAUUUGUGUUGUGGAUUAGCCAUGUGCAAUGAAUGUUUCGAGCAGGAGCAAGAAUUGAACCAAGAAGAAGGAAAUCAUCAAUGUGGACGUUGGGACUUUCUCUACAGGGAAAAAUCUGCCUACUUUUUGAUUGACGUUUUGUCACAAGAAAGCGCUCUAGUGUUUACUCCAAUGGGAUAUGUCCUUCUGAAGCCUUUCAAAAUUCCGGAAUGCCCAUUUUGUCUUGAUGAAUUUUCGAACGAAAUCGAGGCAAAGAAAUCCGCAUGUAGCUUUGAAAUUUGUGGGGCUUGUGCUUACGUGAAACAUCAUUGGCACGGAGCCACUCCAUUAUUGGAGAAAAAGGCUAAUCAAAUGUCGAUGGAACUUCAACAAGAGUCAAGAAAUGUCAUCAACACUUACAAGGAUUUGGUUCCUAAACUGCACAAGGGGCUUCUCGAGGGCAUCAACGUCUUUGAAACGAAAUUACUUUUGAAAGAAGAAAUUCUCAACGACGCAGCAACUUUUGCCGAUUUACAGGAGAAACACGAGUCAUUUACAAAAAUAAAGUCCACCUUCGAAUCAUAUGCUGAGGAUUACUUACCUUGUUUACGCAAAUUCGACACUGGAGUUAACCAAUUGAUUCAAACUCUCAACGAGAUCCGUGAUGCC